This is a messenger RNA of Colletotrichum scovillei, 1490 nucleotides long. Its product is annotated as short-chain dehydrogenase. The coding region runs from base 432 to 1490 and encodes 352 amino acids. The transcript is spliced from 2 exons. Lineage: Eukaryota; Fungi; Ascomycota; Sordariomycetes; Glomerellales; Glomerellaceae. The record is from RefSeq and is a predicted model, not a curated record.
CCUUGCGGCCUUCAACAACCACAUCCUCAUCGGUCUCAGUAUCAUUGGAGCAGGCAAAAGUACCUUGCUCGGGUAGGCCUUCCCCAAGGCCACCAAUUCUUACCUUAACCUUCACCUCGUCUCACACGUGGAUGCACUGAGCAAGCUGAAAUCUCGCAUUCGAUUUACGUUUCUUCUUCAUACCUUGUCUUACCCUAUAUUGGUUUAAUGGCUCGGAUAUCUUCACUUUAUAAAGCCACCGGCAUUUUACCGUUCCCUUUCCUUACAUCUUAUCGUCAAUAGUGCAUCUAGUAACUCUCUUCCGUAACGAACGAGCUGCAACGAUUGCCCCUCUGGAGACUGCUUCCAUACCGACUGCCAAAAGGCCGCGAGCUUAUCUGUAGAGCUACGUAGAGCUCGCAAUACCACUCAGUGUCUGUGAAACGAGCGCGAUGGACGUGUGUAGCGAGAACAGCGCGACUCCCGCGGAUGGACCGUCAAGAGUGAAGCUUCAACUUCCAGCUAGCUGUGAUCCACCACAACUUGACGGCGAGAGAAAGCAGCUGGUCUGGGUUGUAUUUGGUGGAACCGGCCACAUGGGUAGAUCUCUUGUCAAGUCCGCCUUGUCCAAAGGAGAUCUCGUCACUUCCGUGGGCCGUGUGUUCGAGACGACGCCGGAGGAAAUGGUAGCACAGCAGGACAAUGAAAAUUGUUUGGGGAUGCUGUGUGACGUUCGAGCGAGAGACUCAGUAGCGCGGGUCAUUGAACGGACCUUGGAGCGGUUUCAGCGAUUUGACGUCGUAGCCAACUGUUCUGGCUAUGGCGUAAUUGGAGCAUGUGAGGACCAGGACGAGCACGAGAUCCGCAAUCAGUUCGAGACGAACUUCAUGGGCACUUUGAACAUUAUCCAAGCCAGCCUACCUUACUUUCGCCAACAAAACGGCGGCCGCUACCUGAUUUUCAGCUCGACGUCAGGAGCUCUGGGUGUUCCAGGCCUCGGCCCCUAUUGUGCCACCAAAUAUGCCGUCGAGGGACUCAUAGAAGCUAUGCUUUACGAGACAGACUCAUUCAACGUCAAGGCAACACUCGUAGAGCCAGGGUUCGUGAGAAGGGACGAGCCAGAUACCCUUGCGACGCCCUUACCAACCUGGGGUCAUUUCCUCAUCAAGCCUGCGAGCGAUGCCUACGCACAGGCAACAUCACCAGCAUUGCAUGCAAAAAGAAUGGUUCAGUGGCUCGGUGACCGGCAGCCGACAAGCGCCGUCAAGUGCGCGGAGCUCGUCUGGCAAUUAGCUCAUUGCUCGUACCCCCCGCUGCGGCUCCUUCUGGGGAGCUAUGCAAUAGAGAGUAUUCGUGAUAGGCUGCGGUCCGUCACCGAAGAAUUGGAGGAUUGGAAACAUCUGAAUUUCCCCUCUCCGCCUGAUGAAGGGGAGGGAAAGGAGGCGCGAGCAGAUCACGAUGAAAGCAUGGCCGACUCUGGGCAGGAUGCGCCUGGCCAGGUGACUGCGUAG